Hibiscus syriacus is the source of this 812-nucleotide messenger RNA. RefSeq names its product eukaryotic translation initiation factor 4E-1-like. Gene Ontology annotation, molecular function: translation initiation factor activity; RNA 7-methylguanosine cap binding. Gene Ontology annotation, biological process: translational initiation. Lineage: Eukaryota; Viridiplantae; Streptophyta; Magnoliopsida; Malvales; Malvaceae. The record is from RefSeq and is a predicted model, not a curated record. Gene Ontology annotation, cellular component: eukaryotic translation initiation factor 4F complex; cytoplasm. The transcript has 5 exons. The coding region runs from base 89 to 766 and encodes 225 amino acids.
GAUAAAGUAAUUUACAAGAUCCAUUAGGUAAUCAGAAAAUCAAGCUGAAAUUAGAAUUUUCCGAGAGAAUCCGAAACAGGUGACAAAAAUGGGGGUAGAGGAAAAUAAUCGGAAAUCAAUGAGCAUCAAUGAAGAAGAGAAUAAGAAGCCUAAUCCUGACCUGAAGGAUGAUGAGGUGGAGAGUGCAGAGGAAGACACGACGUUACCUUCGCCAAAUAACGAUAUAGUGGAGCAGCCCCACCUCCUGGAGCACUUGUGGACCUUCUGGUUCGAUAAUCCGUCUGCUAAAUCCAGGCAAGCUGCCUGGGGUAGCUCCAUGCGCGCUAUUUACACUUUUUCCACCGUCGAACAAUUCUGGAGUCUUUACAACAACAUACACCACCCAAGCAAGUUAGCUGUGGGAGCCGACUUGCAUUGUUUCAAGUAUAAGAUUGAGCCGAAAUGGGAAGACCCCGUUUGUGCCAACGGAGGCAAGUGGACUGUAACUUUCCACAGGGGCAAGUCAGAUAUGUCUUGGCUCUACACGUUGCUGGCUUUGAUCGGAGAACAGUUCGAUUACGGCGAUGAGAUCUGCGGAGCAGUUGUGAACGUGAGAGGCAGGCAGGAGAAAAUAGCACUGUGGACCAAGAAUGCCGCCAAUGAAACUGCUCAGAUAAGCAUCGGGAAACAGUGGAAAGAGAUACUCGAUCAUAAGGAAACUAUAGGCUUCAUAUUUCAUGAGGAUGCAAAGCAUGACAGAGGUGCCAAGAAUCGCUACACUGUUUGACUUGUAUAGAGUUUUGAGCUCCAAGGAACAUUGGUUUUCAGCUUCU